Messenger RNA from Homo sapiens (human), 4832 nucleotides. RefSeq names its product fibrous sheath interacting protein 1 (gene FSIP1). Lineage: Eukaryota; Metazoa; Chordata; Mammalia; Primates; Hominidae. Bases 222 to 1967 code for a protein of 581 amino acids. The record is from RefSeq and is a predicted model, not a curated record. The transcript is spliced from 13 exons.
AUCGCGCAUCUGGUUGCCAGGGAAACAGCGGUCCCACAGGCAGGAGGGAUCUGGACCGGCGGCUUCUUCCACUACCAGAGAGGCUGAGGUGGCGGGAGAGACCCCUCUCCUCUGGGGGUAAGUGGCUGGCGCGGCGAGUGUCUGCGGCGCGCUUCUGCGGCCAUCUGCGCCCUGACUGACGGCGGCCAGUUCCUCGAGGAGGCCCGGCGGGAAGGAUUUCAAUGGAUAUUAUAAAGGGAAACCUAGAUGGAAUUUCAAAACCAGCUUCAAAUUCAAGAAUACGCCCUGGGAGCAGAAGUUCAAAUGCUUCUUUGGAGGUGCUCUCAACAGAACCAGGAUCCUUCAAGGUCGAUACUGCAAGCAACUUGAACUCUGGUAAAGAGGACCACUCCGAAAGCAGUAAUACAGAGAACAGAAGAACUAGUAAUGAUGAUAAGCAGGAAAGCUGCUCUGAGAAAAUAAAAUUGGCUGAAGAGGGAUCAGAUGAAGAUCUGGAUUUGGUUCAACAUCAGAUAAUCUCUGAGUGUUCAGAUGAACCCAAAUUAAAAGAAUUAGAUUCUCAACUUCAAGAUGCUAUUCAGAAGAUGAAAAAACUUGAUAAAAUAUUGGCAAAGAAACAACGCAGAGAAAAAGAAAUUAAGAAGCAAGGUCUAGAAAUGAGAAUAAAGCUGUGGGAAGAAAUUAAGUCUGCAAAAUAUAGUGAAGCUUGGCAAAGUAAAGAGGAGAUGGAAAAUACAAAAAAAUUUUUAUCUUUGACUGCUGUUUCUGAAGAAACUGUUGGUCCUUCUCAUGAGGAGGAAGACACCUUUUCCUCAGUGUUUCAUACUCAAAUCCCUCCAGAAGAAUAUGAAAUGCAGAUGCAGAAACUCAAUAAAGAUUUUACCUGUGAUGUGGAAAGAAAUGAGUCAUUGAUCAAAUCAGGAAAGAAACCUUUCUCGAAUACAGAAAAGAUUGAGCUCAGGGGUAAACACAACCAGGAUUUUAUUAAGAGAAACAUUGAGUUGGCCAAGGAAUCAAGAAACCCAGUGGUUAUGGUUGACAGAGAGAAGAAAAGGCUGGUUGAGCUUUUGAAGGACUUGGAUGAGAAAGAUUCCGGGCUCUCCAGUUCUGAGGGUGAUCAGUCUGGCUGGGUGGUCCCAGUAAAAGGAUAUGAACUUGCAGUCACCCAGCAUCAGCAGCUUGCUGAAAUUGAUAUAAAACUCCAAGAACUCUCUGCAGCCUCCCCUACAAUUUCCAGUUUUUCUCCAAGACUUGAAAAUCGGAAUAAUCAGAAACCUGACCGUGAUGGUGAAAGAAAUAUGGAAGUAACUCCAGGAGAAAAGAUACUUAGGAACACCAAAGAGCAACGCGAUCUGCAUAAUCGGCUGAGAGAGAUUGAUGAAAAGCUGAAAAUGAUGAAGGAAAAUGUGUUAGAGUCCACAUCAUGUCUCUCUGAAGAACAGUUAAAGUGUCUUCUGGAUGAAUGCAUACUUAAACAAAAAUCCAUCAUUAAACUUUCUUCAGAAAGAAAAAAGGAAGACAUUGAGGACGUAACACCUGUGUUCCCCCAGCUUUCCAGGUCCAUCAUCUCUAAAUUGCUAAAUGAAUCAGAAACAAAGGUCCAGAAAACUGAGGUAGAAGAUGCAGAUAUGCUUGAGAGUGAAGAAUGUGAAGCUUCUAAAGGCUACUAUCUCACUAAAGCCUUGACUGGACAUAACAUGUCAGAAGCUCUUGUCACUGAAGCAGAGAAUAUGAAAUGCCUUCAAUUUUCCAAGGACGUUAUUAUUAGUGACACAAAAGACUAUUUUAUGUCGAAGACUCUUGGCAUUGGGAGACUGAAAAGGCCCUCCUUCUUAGAUGAUCCACUGUAUGGUAUCAGUGUGAGCCUUUCAUCAGAAGACCAACAUCUGAAACUCAGUUCUCCAGAGAAUACAAUAGCAGAUGAGCAGGAGACUAAAGAUGCAGCAGAAGAAUGUAAAGAACCCUAAUCAAGGACUUGCUGGGUGUGCUUUUCAGAAAGUUGAGUUUGGGCCUUUUAGAUUGCAUCAAAUAAAGAUGAGCUACUUUAAAAGACAGUCUGCGGUACUAUUUGAAGAGAGAUGGUUUAGUUACAAGUCAGUAACUUAGAUUCAUGAGAAAAUUUUGUGUUGACAUUCCAUAAGAUGAGUUGGCAUUAGAAUUGGAAGUCCAGUUUAUUUCUGAAUCAAAAAAUGAGCGGGCUAUUGUGCUGCCUUUAAUAAAAUUUGAGUGAUGUAUACAUAACAUUGUUUUUGCUGGCACAUGUUCAUCCACUGAUACUGAAUAACAUUAAUGAUUGUUUAUAUGGAAUUUCCUUGACUUUUUAAAAUGAGGAAUUCUAUAGCUACUAUUUUCAGAGGUAUUGAUAGGCAGUUUCUUUUUCCAGACACUAUUUCAGUUUACUAUUUGUUCAUUUAAAAUAGCAAUUGUUCAUGCUGAUGUCAAUGUGCUACGUAUAAUUUAUCUUGAUGCCAAGAGUUUUGCUGUGGGAUGGAAGUAUAAGUUAAAAGUUGUGAUUUUAGAUUCUCAUAGGAAUGCCAUGAGGCACACUCUGUGUUUUAGGGUUUGGGUGGGAAGAAUCAGAGGGCAAAGGUGAUAUGGGUGAGAAUUUGUUGUGGGGCAGAGAGGGGCCAGUGUUGUCCGUCAGCGUUUCAGAGGAGUUCAGCUUUCUAAAUCUAUGCUUUUCUGGUAUUUGAUGUUUGUAUGUAUGAGAGAGAGAGAGAGAGAGAGAAAGAAGGAGGAGGGAGGGGAGGGGAGGGUAGGAAGGAAAAAGGGGAGGGAAGAGGGAGACAGAAAGAAACACAGAGUAAAAUUAUUUCUAGACUUGCACUGCAAAGGGCUUAUGACUUUAUAGUUUGCUUCUGCCAAUGAUAUUUGGGACAUAGUGAGCCUUUCUGUUAUUUAGGUAAGGGGGAAGAAAAUAGAGUUAUUUUAAGUAAUGAAUUCUGCCAUAAAAGAGGUGGGACCAUUCACAGCAUGUCAACUGAAGGUAACUCUAACAAGGACUGGUAACUAAGUCUGUAACGUAAUUCAACAAAAAGCUUCCGGAUUUUUUUUAAAAAGUCACCCUGAUUUAGAUAGAAAGUGUUAUUAAAAAUAGAUGUUUUUAUUUUGGAUUUCCCUUUAGGGCUUAGUGUUUGUCCGGAACAAGGUGAAACCCCGUCUUUACUAAAAAUACAGAAUUAGCCAGGCUUGGUGGCGGGCGCUUGUAGUCCCAGCUACUUGGGAGGCUGAGGCAGGAGGGAGAAUUGCUUGAACCGGGGAGGCAGAGGUUGCAGUGAGCCGAGAUUGUGUCACUGCACUCCAGCCUGGGCGACAGAGCAAGACUUCAUCUCAAAAAUAAAAAGAAAAAGAAAUUAUAGAAGAGAGAGAGAGCCAAUUUAUUUAAGGAAUGAAUUCAGGAGCUUAAUACUGGAGGCUUUUCUACAUGUGACUCUUUAGAAAAAAAAAAACUGCUGGCACCACCUUUAUUGUAUGUACAUUCUUAUAAGACCUGGAGUUUAUUGCUCUUCACUCGAGCUCUCCCACAACACAUGACAAUAAACUGUUGGAGGAGGAAAAAAGCUAUCAUCUCGAUGACAUAAUUUUAAUUUUUAACAAGUCCUUUAUUUCAGUACAACCUGAUUAUUUGAAGGUCAGUCUUAGGGUGAAACUGGAACAUGCCUGGAAGAAAAGCUCCUCUUUCCAGUCACUUUUUCUGUCUUAUCUUGGUAUUUUCAAUCAGUUUUGCUUCACUAUCCAAGAAUGAAUUAGAAUUAUCUCCCAGCACUUCAAACGUUGAACUCUUCUGAUAAUGAAUGAUGGUAUUUAAUUCUUUGCCAUUUCAAAGAAUUAUUUCCUUCACAUCAGUUUUCCUAACUCCACAGCUAUUAUCAACACUUUCUAGUUCCUGCUUCUUCACCUUGGUACUAUAAAAUGAUUUGGCAAUUUACAUUUGUAUGUGAUCAUGGCUACUCAGAAAGAUGAGUAUUUAUAGAAUGAGAGUGAAAAUCAACAAGGAAGAUUUUAUCUCACCCAGCCAGUCCUUUCUAGUGUUUAAUAGACCUCAAAGCCAGACCUUUAACCUACUCAUAAAAUUUCUUCUUUGAUCUGUUUUCAUUAAAACUGGAAAUUAACUGGUCAGUAUUCCACAUUCAUAAUUAGCCCAUCCAAAAAUCAAGGUCUGCUUAUUGGUACACUUGGGCCUUUUCUUCACAUGAUAAUUUGUAUUUAGACACACACGCAUUUAUGGAUUCCUUCCAAAUUUUACAUUUUUUAGUCUUCUUUUUUGAUUAAACUUAUUAUUCCUUCUUCAAGAGGAGGUAUCUGUAAUGCUUGGCUCAACAUUGCAAGGACAGCUCCUCCCUCAUCCACAUUUACUUCCGAAGUGUCUCCACAACAUGCAAUCGUGUUGCCCACCCAAGGCAUCAUUCGUGGGUCAGAAAAUGUCGCUGUGAGAGUUGCGUGUGCUUCAGUGUUUUUCCCUUUGUUUUCAUACUGCACUUUGAAAAGGAUUCAAUGACAUCUAAUGACCUUAAUAAGAAAUUUUAUUCUUAUGGGGGCCCUUGACUUAGGGAUAAUUUCUCUUUUAUAUGUUUUUGAUAUGGCAGGCUAAUGUAUCAUUUUGUUCUUUUAUUCCACAAACGCAGCAAAUUCUAAGCCUAGGCCUGAGCAACUCAGUCUUUCUCAAUCACAUACAAACUGUGAAUGUUGCUAUGACUUACUGUAAUUUAUUUUUGUAUAUGCUAUAUUGAUUUAUGAAUGGUAUUUACGCAUAUACUUCAUGACAUAAAGCCAGUAGAGAACAAAUAAGCAUGGAUACAGUAAGUAUAAAUAUAAAUUUCCAUAUGAUUUAU